UGCUUAACCAAACGUUUGCACUGGGCGGCCUUUAGGCGAUGACGUACUUCCGGAUCCAAGCACACACACGCACACACACACACACACGUGUGGGAAAAGCUGGCAUUCAACGCUGCUCGUACUCUUCUCUAUAUCACCAAACACAGUGCCCGUGUGAAACUCUGCUCCGUUAAAAAGUGUCUGCAAGUGAUUGGCAGCAGUGAGAGGGGAAGAGAUCCCCAGAUCUACACCCGUUUCUCGCCUCCUCAGCUCAACAAACCCUCAGCUCCAAUGGCCGACUCUGAGCCUGAUCCUGUCCUCGUUGGAGAAAAGAGAGGCUGUCCAGAGGAUGAAGAGGAAGGAACGCUGACCAAGAAACCAAGAGUUGAGAAGGAUCAAGAGAACGGAGGCCCUCCCCAUCACAGGGAGGAGGAUGAGACCACUGGCGAAGCAAGUGAUGGAGAGGAGGAAGUUGAGACCUUUGCUGAUAUGAUGAAGCAUGGCCUCACUGAGUUGGAUGUGGGCAUCCUAAAGUACGUCAGUGACCAUGAGGGCUUCUCGGGAAUCCUGAAGGAAAGAUACUCUGAUUUCGUUGUGAAUGAAAUCAGCAAACAAGGCAAGAUUGUGCAUUUAGAUGACCUCUCCGUCCCUCCAGAGGCUGAGGAAGUCCCAGAGGUUGAACCGCAGCCAGAGGAUUCUGACGUGCUGACUGAAGAGCAGAAGAAGCAGCUCGGGGAGCUGCAGCUCUUCAAGAAUAAAGAGGACAAUGUCUCCAUUGAGGUGAUCGAUGACACUAAAGAGAAGCGGACGGUUGUCCACAAAGCCAUCAAGACUCAGUAUCCUGGACUGGAGACAAAGACCGAAGAGAGGGAAGGGCGCAAGUUCAUAGUGGCCUACCACGCUGCUGGGAAGAAAGCUUUGGCAGAGGUCAAAGCAACUGCAGCUCCAAGGAAACACUUCUGGCCCAAAAACCGCGGCACUUUCUGCCACUUUGUCCUGUACAAGGAGAACAAGGACACUAUGGACGCCAUCAAUGUUCUCUCGAAGUUCCUCAGGCUCAGACCCAACAUGUUUUCCUACAUGGGAACCAAGGACAAGAGAGCAAUCACUGUGCAGGAGAUCGCUGUGCUCAAGAUCACCGCAGAGAGGUUGUCUCACCUCAACAAGUGCCUCAUCAACCUCAAGCUGGGAAACUUUAGCUAUAAAAACCACCCUCUCAAGCUGGGCGAGCUGCAGGGAAACCACUUCACCGUGAUCAUCAGAAACAUCUCUGGCACAGAUGAGCAGGUCCAGCAGGCCCUGACAUCCCUCAAGCAGACAGGCUUCGUCAACUACUAUGGCAUGCAGCGCUUUGGCACCACAGCCGUGCCUACGCACCAUGUCGGCAGGGCGAUCUUGAAAGACAACUGGAAAGAGGUGGUGGAUUUAAUCCUGAAGCCGCGUCCUGGAGCCGAGAAAGAGUUCCUGGUCCGCUGCAGGGAGGAGUGGGCGAAGACUCAGGACCCAGAGGCAGCCCUGAAAAAGCUGCCCAACAAGCGCUGUGUUGAGGGGCAGCUGCUGCGGGGCCUGUCCAUGUACGGAAAGAAGAACAUCGUCACUGCUUUUGGAAUGAUCCCUCGUAACAACCGCCUGAUGUACAUCCACAGCUACCAGAGCGCUGUGUGGAACACCAUGGUGAGCCGGAGAAUCGAGGCCUUCGGCCUGAAGGCUGUGGAGGGGGACCUCGUGCUCAAAGGAACUGCAGCACACGUGCUGUCGGCAGCGGAGGCAGAGGCCUGCUCCAUCCAUGACAUCGUGAUGCCACUUCCUGGGUUUGACGUCAUCUACCCCUCUCAUCCCGUGGGUAAAGGUUACAGAGAGCUGCUCUCCGCAGACGGCUUGGACAUCGACAACAUGAGACACAACGUGAAGGACUACUCUCUGGCUGGAGCCUACAGGCGCAUCAUCAUCCGACCCAGUGAGGUCACCUGGGAGAUAGUUCAGUAUGACGACCCCAAGAUCUCCCUGGUGCACAGUGAUUUUGAGAAACUGGAGAACAAACCUGCUCCCGUCUUCAACAAAGAGGGGAAGUACCGGGCUCUGCGGAUGGAGUUCUCUCUGCCUCCCUCAACCUACGCUACCAUGGCCAUUCGAGAGGUCCUCAAGUUGGACACGAGCAUUAAGAAACAGACGCAGCUCAAUACCACCUGGUUCAACUAAGAGCGACGCGCACGCUGGCACGAACUGGACUGUGGCAGAAAGCAGAGCUCCCGUAUACUGUGGCUCCUUACUGUUGGUGGUUUUAAGUGUGUCUGUACGCUGAGAGAGAAAAAUCGGGUUCUGUCUGAAGUACAAAGAGCAACAAUUUAUCAUGUUUUUAUUUCCUUUAAAGUGUUUUUGUGCAGCGGUGACUGUUUGAUAAAUGUGAUUUAAUUAGUCUGAAGGCUUUAACCCUGUUUUGUACAGUCUUUUUUUUUUUUUUUUUUUUUUUUUUUCUUUCUUUGAGGUGAAUACGUGAAUUGGAGAGACAUUAAAUGUGUUCAUAAUGGGAA
Messenger RNA from Gasterosteus aculeatus aculeatus (three-spined stickleback), 2510 nucleotides. It is a transcript of the gene pus7, whose product is annotated as pseudouridine synthase 7. Lineage: Eukaryota; Metazoa; Chordata; Actinopteri; Perciformes; Gasterosteidae. Gene Ontology annotation, cellular component: nucleus. Gene Ontology annotation, molecular function: RNA binding; pseudouridine synthase activity. The record is from RefSeq and is a predicted model, not a curated record. Gene Ontology annotation, biological process: pseudouridine synthesis.